Arachis ipaensis is the source of this 486-nucleotide messenger RNA. The record is from RefSeq and is a predicted model, not a curated record. Lineage: Eukaryota; Viridiplantae; Streptophyta; Magnoliopsida; Fabales; Fabaceae.
AUGUUUGCGGGUGCCGUUGGCGCCACAAUAGCUUUUUUGACAAUUGGAUUCGCCAAAGACAUUGGGUACACCUUUGGAAACAACCUCUCCGAGUAUACUCAGUAUCGCGCCUUAAUCAUUUUUGGGAUCGGAUUGUGGAUGUUGGAGAUUUCGAUCAACAUGAUCGAUGUCCGCUGCAGAGACUUCCUUGAUGAUCUUGCUAGCAGAAACCAACCAAAGAUCAGACUAGCAUACCAGUUCUUCUCAUUCAUCAUGGCAGUCGAAAAUGAACUGGGUUACUUGGCCGCAUUAUUUAGUAGAUUCGAUGUUAUGUUGGCAUUCACCAUGACAAAAGCAUGUGAUAGGUUCUGCGCAAAUGCGAAAAACAUAUCAAUUUUUUCAAUUCUUCUUCUACCGUUAUUGACGGCUGUGGCUUUAUCCUACAUCCAGAACAAGCUAGCAUUACCUGAGGAGGAGUCAAGUGUGAGGGAAGAGGAAGAUGACUGA